Molecule: messenger RNA, 1710 nt
Organism: Solanum verrucosum
Lineage: Eukaryota; Viridiplantae; Streptophyta; Magnoliopsida; Solanales; Solanaceae
Product: O-fucosyltransferase 13
Exons: 6
Coding region: 174-1502 (442 amino acids)
Cellular component (GO): cytoplasm
Source: RefSeq, a predicted model, not a curated record
GGGGAAGGUAGAUCUACAACUGUAAGCCCUUUGUAUCACAUUUUGAAGGAAGAGAUCUACUUCAUUUCCUCCGUAUCUUCUUCUUCUUCCUUCUUUCUUCAUAUUGUCCAUUUCUCUACUGCUGAUAAACUUAACAGAGACGAGACCCAUUGGGUGCAUUAUUAUUCUAUAGAAUGAUCGCUUCAACUGUGCGAAAGCCCCUUUUUGGCGUUACUCUAUUGACCUUCUCUCUCUUUCUCCUUCUCUUCUUCUUCACACCUUUUCCUUUCUUCUCCGACCCUUCUGUUACCUUCAAUUCUUCACGGCGUGUAAGACCCGAGAUAUGGAGCAUACGAAGAUUAGCUGAGUGGCGACCUUGCAAUUGGUGGCUCCAACCUCGAACUAAUGCUCUUCCUGCUCAGGCUAAUGGGUAUAUUCGAGUGGAUUGCUAUGGUGGGCUCAAUCAGAUGAGGAGAGAUUUGUGUGAUGGUGUUGGAAUAGCUCGUUUGCUGAAUGCUACUCUUGUUUUGCCAAAGUUUGAAGUAGCUGCAUACUGGAAUGAGUCGAGUGGUUUUGAAGAUGUAUUUGAUGUAGACUUCUUCAUCCAACAAAUGAAGGGAUUUGUUAAUGUGGUGAAAGAGCUUCCAAUUGAGAUUGCAUCAAAAGAUCCUGUUAGAGUUGAUUGCAGCAAACGCAAAGGCCAAUUUGACUAUGUUGAGAGUGUUCUUCCUUCCCUACUGAAGCAUGGAUAUAUCUCAAUCACCCCUGCAAUGAGUCAAAGAAGGGAUAGGUACCCUCUUUAUGCAAAAGCUGCACUUUGCCAGGCUUGUUAUAGUGCGUUGCGCCUUACAAACACAUUGGAGAAGAAAGCGCUUGAGCUUCUACAAGCUAUACCAAAGCCCUUCUUAUCGCUUCACCUUCGGUUUGAACCUGACAUGGUAGCUUAUAGUCAAUGCGAGUACUCUGGUAUUUCUCUUGCUUCUGCAAAAGCCAUAGAAGCUGCACGGGUUGACAGGAAACCUUGGACUGGGGAAACAGCUCGUAUUUGGAGAAACCGUGGAAAGUGUCCACUUACCCCCAAUGAAACUGCAUUCAUACUUAAAGCUUUAGCCAUACCCACCAAUACGACAAUUUAUUUGGCAGCUGGUGAUGGCCUGAUGGAACUUGAGGGACUUACAUCUGUGUAUACCAAUGUUGUUACCAAAUCUAGUCUUCUUAGCGGAGAGGACUUCACAACCAUGCAUGGGAAUACAAAAGCUGCACUGGAUUAUUACGUGUCUAUUAACAGCGAUUCUUACAUGGCUACUUAUUUUGGGAACAUGGAUAAGAUGGUUGCAGCAAUGCGAGCUUUCACGGGGUUGUAUAAGACAAUUUUCUUGAACAGGAAAGCCUUUGCAUUGUUUACCUCUCAGGGGUUUAAAGGGAAGGAACUAACAGGAGCCCUUUGGAAGGUUCAUAGAGAUGAUUUUAUAAUGGGUAGAGGAUCUGCCUUACCUGACUGUUUUUGUGAAUUCAAUCUAUGAACUUAUGUUUUCCUCUUCAAUUUAUUUGUUACUUGAUGUUUUGGUUAUAUACCCGGAGCAACUUAUUCGAAAAGAUGUCGUGUUUGAUGUAGGCGUCAUUCACAAAUUUAUGUGGGAGAGAGACAUUUGAUUUAUGUAUUUAAAGUGUAUGUAGCUUAUGGAACACCACAUGUAGCAUUUGAUAAUUUGCAUUCAUUUCUUCUUUCAA